Molecule: messenger RNA, 2104 nt
Organism: Guyanagaster necrorhizus
Lineage: Eukaryota; Fungi; Basidiomycota; Agaricomycetes; Agaricales; Physalacriaceae
Product: alpha/beta-hydrolase
Exons: 12
Coding region: 135-1967 (610 amino acids)
Source: RefSeq, a predicted model, not a curated record
CUCCCCGAUGCUCCCAAAUCCUCCGAUCAGAGUAAACCACAUGCUCUCUGUUCCAAUGCGUAGCUUUCCCAAGGCCCUGGUUAUUUCCCUUCCUGCGCUUUUCGCAGUAACGUUCAUUCAUCGAGCCAGUGGAAAUGUUCAAGUUUGAAGGCACACCAACUCGGGCCGUUCGAUGGCGGAACCAAACGCACUGGCCCACCAAGUACUUGCUCGCUGGCUUUAUUCUAACUCUUUUUGGCGUCUAUAAUCUCAGCAGACUCCAACAUUUUUCGUGCCUUCCCCUUUUCCGAUUUUCUAAGCAGGCUACUGGCGAACCCGGGGCGAUUCUCUGGGGACCUUGUCCUGGCGGUGUAUACACUGGUAUUGACUGCGGUUCUAUUGUCGUUCCGAAGGAUUACUUCAACCCAAGCGCCGGUACAUCUACAAUAGCUAUUGCGCGCCAAAACGCGACCAAGCACAAAAAAGGAUCUGUGUUUUUGAAUCCCGGGGGCCCGGGUGGUUCAGGAGUGAACCUCCUACUUCGAGCAAGAGAACAUAUCACUGAGCUGUUGGGCGACCAGUGGGAUUUGAUUGGCUUUGACCCGCGUGGAAUAGGACAGUCAACCCCUGCGACCAAAUGUUUCUCAUCAGCCCUCGAGGCCCAGCUUUUUGUAGCCAACACUGUCAUCGAGCAGGGAAUCACGGUUUCAUCCAUCUCAAAUCUCUCUUCUCCGUUAUUGCGCGAUCAGCUCAUUGAACAGCACAAGCAAUUUUUGGCUCUGAAAAAGAGCCAGGCGGAGUCCUGCGGCACACAUAUGGGAGAUGAACUACGAUACAUGGGCACGGCUACUGUUGUGAGAGAUAUGAACUUUAUGAGUCAAGUAUUUGACGGUGAAGGAGCAAAGAUCAAUUACUGGGGCGGCUCGUACGGCUCAAUACUUGGCGCUUAUCUUGUGAAUAUGCUUCCUCACCGUAUCGGCUACGCCGUAAUCGACGGAAUUGUAAAUCCCAUUGAUUGGUCCAGUGAACCAUCGCACAAGUGGCCCUUCAAAUGGCUGUCCUCCACUGAGAAGACUUAUCGCAUGUAUCUGGAGGACUGCUCUCGGGCUGGGCCGUCCCUGUGCCCACUAACGGCAUACCAAGACGAGCCGUGGGAGCACCUCGCACAGAGACUCGAGCAAUUCUUCGACCACUUAGCCGUGGAACCCCUCGCUACCCCCAGCUCCUCCCGAUCCCGACCCGGAUACCUGACGUCAGGCGCCGCACGAGGCCUUCUCCUCAUCCAUCUCGAGCGCCCCGGAAUGUGGCCGGCGAGCGCCAAAGCCUUCGCGGAAGCCAUGGCGGGCAACGGCACGCAGCUGCACGACUGGAUCGUCCCCCCCUCGGGCAUCUCCCACGAGAACGACGCAGCGCGCCUGGCGGUCACCUGCCUGGACUCGCCCCCGCCAGGCUCGGUGGCGGACGUCCCCUCUGCGGAGGAUCUGGCGGAUGAGGGGCUGAGGACCCUGCGCGAGGUGUCGCCUCAUUUUGGUAUGAGCGUCGGUAUGGGUGAGCCUGAUGGGGGGUGUCAGUAUUGGCCUGCGGAGGGACCAGAGAGGUUUACCGGGCCGUGGAACGCGACGCUGGAUAUACCCAUGCUUGUUAUUAGCAAUACGGCCGAUCCCGUGACGCCCAUUUCGAGUGGAGUACUGAUCAACUCCCUGAUGCCUAAUUCGUCCGUUCUCGUUAUUCAAGAGGGUCCGGGGCACACAUCUAUAUCCAUGGUCUCUCUUUGUACGAUGAAGCUCCAGCGCCAGUACAUGUCUGAAGGCAUCGUACCAGCGAACGGUACGCGGUGCGCCGUCGAUAAUCCGACCUUCCCCGAGCCGGGAUUCUGGAGGGAGAAGAUGAAGGCUUUGAGUCCGGAAGACGCCAAGUUGGUAAAGGCAGUUACAAUGAUUCAGGCGGCCCUUUUUGAAGGCGGGGACGGCGUAACGAAAUUGUCGUAAAGGGUCGUUCCAAAUCAGUGGUAAAUCAUUCAUUAAAUUCAAAGUAUCCGAAAUAAGCGUGAAUACUUAAAGUAGUAUUGGAAUAAAAGUCCAAAGGGUUACAAAUUCAAUGACAAAUGUACUUGCCGUGAAACGGG